Messenger RNA from Lagopus leucura (white-tailed ptarmigan), 5870 nucleotides. It is a transcript of the gene KIF14, whose product is annotated as kinesin family member 14. The transcript is spliced from 30 exons. NCBI's taxonomy places the organism in Eukaryota, Metazoa, Chordata, Aves, Galliformes, Phasianidae. The coding region runs from base 1 to 5661 and encodes 1886 amino acids. Gene Ontology annotation, biological process: microtubule-based movement. Gene Ontology annotation, molecular function: microtubule motor activity; ATP binding; microtubule binding. The record is from RefSeq and is a predicted model, not a curated record.
AUGACGGUUGGUAUCUUUUUCCAUUGCUUUGGCUUUUGUCUCCCUCUGCUGGGCGCUUUAAAAACGUCUCAGUUGCUUCUAAACGCAGUACUUAGAAAUUUACGCAGCAAACGUGUCGUAAAACGUUUUCAGCCUUCAGGGAACGCCCGCUGUGCUUCUGUAGAGACGUCACGAGACGAUGACGCGCUCCCCCGCGCGCGCCGUGUCCCGCCGUGCUGUGAGGCGCAGCCUGGCUUCGUGCCGCCGCCGUGCUGCGCGAGGGGCGCCCGGACUGCGCGGCGCUCGCGGUGCUUUUCCGCGGCCCGGCCCCGCCGCCGGCGGCGCAGAGACUACGGGCCGCCUCGGCCCCGCCCCUCCGUGACGCCGCUCCCGGCGCGAGCCAAUCCCCCGGGCCCGGCACAUUCAAACGGGGCGGGAGGAGGACGCGAACCGUGGUCGGGGCGCGCGGAGGCGAGACGGAGGGUGAGCGGGGCGGCCGAGGGGAGGGCCGGGGCUUCGCUUCCUGUCGCAGCGGGGAUGGGUCUCCCUCAGGCUGCCCGCAGGGGACGGGCCGUUGCUGGGGCGGCCGGUCCCGGCGCGGCUCGGGGGCUGAGGGUGCGCGCUCCGAAAGCUGUAACUGUGAAGUGUAGCGUUAAAGGAAACUGCCAAGCAACUAAGUAUAAUAUUUUAGGAAGCAGCUGUAUUUACUGUAGUCCUCAUGUUAACUUGUUUGAAGACAAAAUGCCUGUUCACAUAGUUUCUGUAAGCAAGACCUAUAAAGUACCAUGUACUACCACUUCGCAGAAGAUAGCUUCGCAAAAUGCCUUAGCUAGCAGCAAAAUGUUGGAGCAGCAACUGGCAUCAAAGGUAUCAGAAGAAGACCAGGACAGUCUUCUGUCGCGUUCUCAGAAUAAGUCUGAGGAAGCAAAUAGGACCUAUGUGAUUUCGGCCUGUAAAAAUGUGGAUGAUGCAUCGCUUACACUGAAACCUCAGGACAGAUUAACGCUCCAGAGGAGAACUAGAACAAGCAAAAAUUUGGCAUCAAGUAGUGAACAAUCUGGUAAAAAUACACCCCAGGGCACAGAGAAUAAGCAAAUGGAGAAAAGGCUUACCCUGCAGAGGCGUGUGAAGAGUGGCUCUGUAGAAAAGAGUACAAUUAAUGGGAAUACCAUGUCUGGUGCAGAAAACAGUGUCUUUGAUCCUGAAGGAAAAUAUAAGAUUGCACUUCAACGUGGUAUUAGUAAUAAUGAUACCCGUUAUAUUAAACCAAGCUGUAAGUUAGCUGAGAGUCAACAAGUUAUAAAGUUGAGUUAUCAGUCUAAUAGCAAGGAUUUGUUUGGCGAUGUUGAAAACAGUGGCUGUGUGCACUCAAAAUGUAGGACGAGCGCUGCUGAUGCAAAACUUGAAAAAGAAGUGCCAAUAUCAGAACAAAUAGCUACCUCAAAAUAUGUUAAUCAGAUAUCAGGAGAGCAGCUAAACAAACAAGGAGAUACAAGAAGAAUGGAUAGAAAGCCAAGGUUACAACAGUUAAAGCAUAACAGCUUGGAAAGACCAAGGACGCCAACAAAAGCUUGGACAGAAGAAUUUAAGCUUACACCAAAGAACAGCACUUUUCAGGUUAAGUCAUCUCUAUCUGCUUCAAGUAAACAAACAGCCAAUCUUCCAACUGUGUCAGGAAAGAAAACAAGCUCUCCUCCUGUGGGUAGAAGUGCAAAAGCAGACGAGAAUGCUGAAAUUCUAGCUGAAAGCAACAGCAUUGAGAAAGAUAUUUUCAAAGUAGAAAACAGUAAAGUCGUCGUAGCUGUGCGUGUGCGGCCUUUCAGUAGCAGAGAGAAAAAUGAGAACUUGCUCCCUGUGGUAUCUAUGAGCGGAUCAGAGACAUCUGUACGAAAUCCAAGCACAAACCAACUCUACACCUUCAGUUAUGACUUCUCUUUUUGGUCUUUUGACAAGUGUCAUCCUAACUUUGCAAGCCAAGAAAUGAUUUACAAAACUUUGGCAUUGCCGCUACUGGAAAGAGCUUUUGAGGGGUACAACACUUGUCUUUUUGCUUAUGGGCAGACUGGCUCUGGAAAAUCAUACACGAUGAUGGGCUUUGGUGAAGACCGGGGGAUAAUUCCAAGACUUUGUGAAGAUCUUUUCACUCGGAUAGCACAGAUGGACCAGCAACAGGUCUUGUAUCACCUUGAAAUGAGCUAUUUUGAAGUUUACAAUGAGAAAAUUCAUGAUCUCCUUGUCUUCAAAGCUGAAAGCAGACAGAAGAAACAGCCACUUCGUGUAAGAGAACAUCCAGUGUUAGGACCAUAUGUGGAAGACCUAACAGUGAAUGUUGUCAGUUCUUACUCAGAUAUCCAGAGUUGGCUUGAACUGGGAAAUAAGCAGAGAGCAACAGCUGCUACAGUAAUGAAUGACAAAAGUUCUAGAUCUCAUUCUGUCCUCACUCUUGUUAUGACACAAACCAAGGUAAAGUUUGUGGAUGAAGAGCAACGUGAUCACAGGCUUACCAGCCAUGUAAAUCUAAUUGAUUUAGCUGGCAGUGAAUGCUGCUCUACAGCUCAGACCACUGGAGAAAGGCUGAAGGAGGGUGUGAGUAUUAAUAAAUCACUGUUAACCCUUGGAAAAGUCAUUUCUGCACUCUCCAAGCUGUCACGAAAUGGGAAGAAAACUUUCAUUCCUUACCGGGAAUCUGUCCUUACUUGGUUAUUAAAAGAAAGCCUUGGUGGAAAUUCACAAACUGCUAUGAUUGCCACAAUAAGUCCAGCUGCCAGCAGUACAGAAGAAACACUCAGCACUCUUCGCUAUGCAAAACAAGCAUGUUCAAUUAUCAACGUGGCUAAAGUAAAUGAAGAUGUGAAUGCCAAGUUAAUCAGAGAGCUGAGAGCUGAAAUUGAAAAACUGAAGGCAGCUCAGAAGAGUGCUCAGAACAGGGAUCCUGAAAAAUACAGACAUUAUUUGCAAGAAAUAACAUCUCUGAGGAUAAAAUUGCACCAGCAGGAAAGGGACAUGACAGAAAUGCAAAGGGCUUGGAAAGCGAAAUUUGAGCAAGCAGAAAAAAGAAAACUAGAAGAUAUAAAAGAAUUGCAGAAAGCAGGAAUUGCAUUCAAAAUGGACAAUCGUUUACCAAACCUUGUCAAUCUGAAUGAAGAUCCCCAGCUUUCUGAAGUGCUGCUGUAUAUGAUUAAAGAAGGAGAAACUACAGUUGGAAGGUAUACAGCAAAUUCAAAACAUGACAUCCAGCUUUCUGGCGUACUAAUUGCUGAUGAUCAUUGUGUUAUAAAAAAUACUGCCGGCCAUGUGAGUAUUAUUCCACUGAGAGAAGCUAAGACAUACAUAAAUGGGAACUGCAUUGUAAACCCAACAGUUCUGCAUCAUGGUGAUCGAGUGAUCCUUGGUGGAGAUCAUUACUUCAGAUUUAAUCAUCCAGUAGAGGUUCAGAAGAUUAAAGGGCCAUCCUGUGGAACUACACUUUUGCACGAUGGUCCGAAAGACUUUGAAUUUGCGAAGAAUGAGCUGCUUGUUGCACAGAGAGCACAGCUUGAAUCAGAAAUUGAAGAGGCACGACUCAAAGCCAAGGAAGAAAUGAUGCAAAGUGUCCAAAUCGCAAAAGAAAUGGUUCAACAAGAACUGACAUCACAAAAAGAAGCUUAUGAAAGCAAAAUAAAGUCACUGGAAGCAGAGGUGAGGGAAGAAUCUCGUAAGAAGGAAGUGCAAGAACUGAACAAUCAAAAGGCUGCAAGUAAAAUACAGGAAUUAGAGAAGGCAAAGCAAAAUCUUGAGCUAGAACUACACUUCAACAAGAAGCGCUUGGAAAUGGAGACCCUAGCUACUAAGCAGGCUUUGGAAGAUCAUACUAUUCAUCAUGCAAAAAUACUUAAAGCUCUAGAAGAUGAGAAACAGAAGAUUGCUGAAGAAAUUCAAAACCUUCAGAAGAAUCGUGCAAGUGGGAAUAGAACUGUGAAUACUCCUCUUAGCUGGAAUUCUUUGAAGUUAUCUGUGAUGAUCAAAGAGGCCAACACCAUUAGUAGUGAAUUAGGGAAAAACACUGUUUUUAACAGGCAUGACAAAAUUGAUGAUAAAACAGGAUUGGUGUCUUCUGUCCAAGUACAGGUUCGUAACAUCAAACUGCGCAUAGCAACUUUCUGGAGCCUGGAGAAAUUUGAAUGCAAACUAGCAGCUAUGAAAGAACUCUAUGAGAGUAAUGAUAGCAAUAAAGCUGCUGAUGUAUUUUAUGACCCUGCUGAUGAGUGGGAACCUGACCUUUCAGAUGCCUCAGUUUCUUCUCUUUCCGGAAGAAGAAGUAGGAGUUUCAUGAAGAACAAGAGAAUUUCUGGAUGUUUGUCUGGUAUAAAGUUGCAGCCAAUGCAGAACACACGAGCAUCCUAUAUAUCAGGUGCACAGAAUAAAUCCAGCAUAUGUCCGAACUUUUUUGAUUCUCUUCUUCCGGGAAUUUGCAAAGAAGCUAUAAGUUCAGCUUUAGAUUUACUGGAACAGAAUCAUGAAGGAGGAAAGAGCAUUGCUGAUCAUCUCCUGAGUAAUUUGCUUACAAUUUCUUCAGGAGUUUCUGCCAUUUCUAAAGCCUAUGAGCAGCAAGAUGAAGACUGUCAAAAAAAUUUUAUCUCUCUUGACCAUGAUGCUCAUUUGUACGGCAUCAAAAUUACCUCUGCUUUUGACCAGCUUGUGGUACUGAUCAAGACUUGGCUUAACAAUGUGCAGAAGUGCAUUGGAUCUAUGAAGACUAAUGAAGAAAUAAAACAGGAAGUAAAGAACUUGGGAGGUUAUUUACAGUUACUGUUGCAGGGAUGUUCUUCAGAUAUAUCCUCAAUGGUAACAGAAGCACAGAGCAAAGUCAACGAAGCAGUAAAACAGACGAUGAAAUGCAUAGGACACCUGGCUGUAUUCACAAGAACUGAUAUUUCCUUUUUUGAAGAGAACACUAUUUCUACAGUCAGUUUACAGGACUUUAUACACGCUGUUUACGAUGGAGUAGGCUCGGGGUUGGAGUUGCUUACAAACACUGUACAAGAAAAAGCAAGAAUGAUGCAGAAAGAACUAGUGAAACAAUAUCCACAAAAUGAGAUUCAAAGUCAAAUUAAGGACAAUGCUUUGGCUUUAGCCAGAUUCCUUGAAAGUAAUGUCUCUCAUUGCAGAAAGGAAAGAAUACAGUCUCACUUAGCAGAAGAAUGGCUAUCUCAGGAAAUAAAGAGAAGCACUAACAUCGCUGCGAAAUAUGUGGAACUGGAGCGGUGUCUAUCUGAAGUGCAUCAGAUUGUUUCUUCUACCUUACAAGGGUCGUUCAGAAACACGAGCCAGCUCAGGAGCUUUGCGGGAGAGAUUUCUAUCAUAGCUGGAUAUUUUAACAAUUAUUUCAGUUUACUUGCAUUGUCUUCUGCUUCUGCAAACAAUCCUUUCCAGAAAACAACAAUGCCGUUUAUGAACUUAGAUGAAUUGGACUCUCUUGUUGAUUCACUUAUUUUGAGUUUUGAACUUGAACAAGGACAGCUAAAACCGAGAUCUCAGGUUGCUUGUAAAGAAACUACUGAGACUGAAGGAAGACGAGUUGAAACAGGUGAAGCAGAACUUUCUUGGAAACAGAAGGGAGUUCCAAAACAUGCAUAUAAACUCCAGUCACCGCCUGCACUUUCAGGGGAGCUCUCACCUGAUAGGGUGAUAGAGUGGGUAUAAAAUACUGCUAUCAAGAAUUCAGGGAAAUGUUUUUUUCUUUCCGUGAAGUGAAGGUAACAUAUUACUGAAUGCUAAUACAUACUGCAGUAUUGGUUAGUAAAUGGUAUGAAAAUAAUAACUUCAUUGUAUGAUAUUAAGUGCCUAGAAUUUCCCAAGGAAAAAAAAGAAAUUUAAGACAGAGUUUAAAAUAUAGUUUUUUUGUGUUAAUA